AUCACAUGAGACAUGUCAGAAUAAAGGGGGAUGUGAUUUCCUUCAAAAUCACAGUGAUUUUUGUGGCUCAGGUAUUCCCGUAAUUCCCAGGAAAGUCUUCCAGCCCAGAUGUUACACUAGAUGCUGCCUCUGUGAUGCCACGUGGGAGAGAAGUGCGUGAAGUUGCAAAGGUCACACCUGGUCCGCUGGAGGAUUAAAUCAUCAGAAGUCUUCUCAUCUCCCAGCGGCGGGCUCCCUUUUGCCUUGAUGUGAUGCGGAUUUGAUGUAGCCAACGCCUCAGAGUAACAAUCCGCACUGCUGCCAGGUGAGCAUGCACAGGUAGAGAAGCAUCAUUACAUUACAGGUCAUUUUAUCCAAACCAACUUACAUUACAUUUUUAGGGGAGCUCUUAGGGGUUAGGUGUCUUGCUCAGGGACACUUCGACAUGGGACAUGGGGCAGCCGGGAUUCGAACCACCAACCUUGUGGUUCUCAGCGCAGCCUCUCUAACCUCUGCGACACGACGACCCUUUCACCGGCGGAAAGGACUCCUCCGUCUUCCGGUAUGUAAAUCACAGGUUGGGGUUGAGGUUGUCGCCAAAGAAAUAGCGCAGAUGUUUACAUUUGCAAACAUUCCUAUUCGAUGGUUACUUCUUAAAGUGGGCUACUAUAAUAUCGACCGAAUAUCUGUGGACUAACGUUACUGAAAUAUUAAAAUCACACGUGUCGCCUUUGCAGGUUUAUUGGCAGUAUAUUUGCGCUGUGCGUUUCUUAUUGUAGCCUCCGCGUAGAAAAAACACCUGGAAGCAGUUUGUGCUUCUAGGUUAUAAUCUUAUGUAUCUCUCAAAUAUUUCGGGUUAAAAAAAUCGGGGUUUUUUAGGAACGCUAAGCUAUGAGACAGGGUUUUUCUAACCAAACGAGUUUCAUCAUCAACAUCAGAAAUGCAACGUAAUCCUGUGCGUUCGCUAUCAAAACACCACCUCCAGUCAAACAUGAUGUGCCGUAUAUUGUGAAGACAACUCACCUUACACUCACAAACGUACGGUAAUCAAAACAACAUCGUAGAGGUACAAUUUAAUGGUGCUUUCAGGUAUAACCCGCAAAAUAACACACCACGUAAUCGAAACAGUAAAUAUGCCCCUAUAAAUGGAAAUCUAAUCAAAUUACUUGAAGGAAAAGAAAAUGCCCGGAACCGCGCAAAAAAAAAAAUUUUUUGUUUACGUUCAUCUUCAAAUUUUGUUUAAAAAGACACAUACGAUUUACUUUCAAGGAUGGUCCUCAGGUAAGCGUUUUUUUUAAUUGCACGAUUGAAUUACACCAGCUCUAAAGUCAAUAUACAUCAGAGUCUCCCAUAUCACUCGGUUAUUAAAACAAAUGAUCAAAUUCCUUGAUACCAAAACGCGUUUUCUUUGGUAUUUACAAUAUUCCCGAGGACACCUGAAGGUGCCGUAAACUGUGCACAGUUACCACUGCUCCUAUUGGAUCAGUUAUCAGUUAUCCACCGCGCCCACUUAUGACGACAUCGAAUCGCUUCCGGCUUUCUCUGCACGCUCAGGGCCGUCAUACACAAAACGUCUGACGGAAUCUCCUUUAUUAGUUUCCCUCAGUUAUGCACCGCACUGACAACCACCGUCAAAGUAGUAAAGCAUCAGAUAAAACCUGUGCGGAGUUUUUAUUUUUAUUUUCUUCAUUCAAACCGUACGUGCUAACGCGCGAUGCUAACGUUAGCGCAGUAACAACUGGUGGGAAGCCUGGAGUUGUGGUGAAGUCCACAUGACUGUUCGAAGAUGGGCUCUGUUCGCUGGGCUUUUCGCUGCGGGACGUGGACGCCAAGCAGGUCCGAGUGGCUUUUCGCUGCUCGUUGCGUUCAGCGGGAGGAGAAGGACAGGAUCGGACAGUUUGUGUUUGCCCGGGAUGCCAAGUCAGCCAUGGCCGGAAGGUUGUUGCUGAGGAAGUUGGUGCAUGAUAGGGUUGGGAUCCCCUGGUCGGAGAUCAGACUUGAUCGAUCCCCCAGAGGGAAACCGUACCUGGCAGCACCACUGAAGGUCGGUACAGAUUCCGUUCCCGAGCCGCCGUCCUGGAGUUUCAACUUGUCCCACCAGGGAGAAUACGCUGUGCUCGCUGCAGAGCAGGGCAUGCAGGUGGGGGUCGAUAUCAUGAAGAUCACAAUGCCAGGUAGCAGCUCUGUGCCAGAGUUUUUCCGCAUCAUGACUCGUCAGUUUACAGCUUACGAGUGGAGCGUCAUCCAAUCAAGCGGCUUGGAGCACCAGCAGCUUGCCGCGUUCUACCGCCACUGGGCCUUGAAGGAGAGCUUCAUCAAAGCCAUCGGCACGGGCCUGGGCUUCAACCUGCAGAGGGUGGAGUUCCACCUGCCCCCAGAACCGCUCUCACAGAAAUGUGCUCUGCGCCAGACCAAGAUGCUUCUAGACGAGGAAGAAGAAGGCGACUGGGUUUUUGAAGAGAGCUUGCUGGAUGCUGAUCAUCAUGUUGCUGUAGCACUUGGACCAGCAGACCAUGCAGGCUCUUCGCGUCUUCGUCCUCCUCCUCCUCCUCCUCCCACCUCCUUUACGCUGCUGUCGUUCAGUGACCUCAUCGCCUCGGCGUCUCCUCUGACGGAGGAAGACCCCGCCUGCUGGGACAGCUUCAAGAUGAAGGCUGAAGCUCCACAGAGACAGAGGGAAACACGCGCAUCCGAAUAACCACCUGUCUCAUGCUGAGGCCUGCCCGAUCCCCCCGACGCACCGACAAACCGAAGCACCGGCCUGUAAAAAGUGCAAAAAAAAACCCAACAACCCUGGAGCUGACGUCUCAGCGGCUCUCAACACAAUUCCAUUCAAGCCAAGUUUUUUCAAAGAAGCUGAGCUUUGUCUCUGAGGCCUUUAGAGUUCAUACCGCAUCUGACACGUCUAUCUUUAGAUCCUUUACUCAGAUGAAAGAAAAUAAACCCUGACAGACCAGAUACACUCACGAACCCACUGUGCAGUACUUUUAUUGUUGUGUAUAUAGAUUGAUAUCUUGUGAAAUUUACAUUAUAUUUUUAUUUUUAAAAGAUUUGUUAGUGAAAUGUAUUUAUUUUAACCAUUGCAGUAGACUUUCUUAUUAAAACUACUGCUCUAUAAGUGCCGUAUGAUUUGUA
Gasterosteus aculeatus aculeatus (three-spined stickleback) is the source of this 3114-nucleotide messenger RNA. It is a transcript of the gene aasdhppt, whose product is annotated as aminoadipate-semialdehyde dehydrogenase-phosphopantetheinyl transferase. Lineage: Eukaryota; Metazoa; Chordata; Actinopteri; Perciformes; Gasterosteidae. The record is from RefSeq and is a predicted model, not a curated record. Gene Ontology annotation, molecular function: holo-[acyl-carrier-protein] synthase activity; magnesium ion binding. Gene Ontology annotation, cellular component: cytosol.